AUGGCGCUCCCAGGAAGACCCAAGAGGAAUUUCUCUUCGACGAGUAUCGGAGCAGCUAUAGCUCGCAACCUUGCUGCCAAAGGAUGCUCUCUUCUCCUUGUCUACACAUCCGACUCCUCCACGGAACCCACCAACGCCCUGUGUUCCGAGCUGUCGAGUGAACAUGACAUCCUCUGUGUAGCGGUGCAAGCCGACCUGGCCGAACCUUCACGCAGCGCUCCCUUGAUCCUAGCCACGGCCAAGAACCACUUCUCGCAUCCUCGAACAGGUGCAUUUCGAGUCGACAUCAUCAUCAACAAUGCAGGCAUUGCAGGAAACAAGCUAUUGAAUGACCCCGAACUGGGACCGAUUGAAGAGACGCAGUUCCAUAAGCAGUACAAUGUGAAUGUAUUGGCGCCGCUGUUGCUCGUCCAAGCAUGUCAGCCAUACUUGCCGAAAGACCGAUCCGGGCGAAUCGUCAAUGUCUCGAGCGUGUCUGCAUCCAUCGGUUGCGAGUCGCAGUCGAUAUAUGCAGGGACAAAGGCCGCCGUUGAAGCCAUGACGCGAGUGUGGGCGCGAGAAUUGGCCGAAAACUGUACGGUCAAUGCCGUCAAUCCUGGACCAGUCUGGGGAGACAUGUACAGCCAGGCUGGAGAGAAAUUCUGGAAAACCAACCAGAAAUAUGUCGACAGUGCUCCAUUGAUGGAAUACACUGGAGACGAUGCAAUCAGAGCUCGAGCGGGCAUAGAUCCAAAAGAGUACGACGACAUUGUCAUCAAAGGGAUGGGUGGGAAGAGACCAGCCUUCCCCGAUGAGAUAGCAGGUGUUGUGGGAAUGCUUUGCUCAGAGGAGAGUGGAUGGACGACGGGGAGUGUGAUUUGUGCCAAUGGAGGGAUGAAGAUGUCGAUAGCAUGA
Molecule: messenger RNA, 894 nt
Organism: Capronia coronata CBS 617.96
Lineage: Eukaryota; Fungi; Ascomycota; Eurotiomycetes; Chaetothyriales; Herpotrichiellaceae
Product: 3-oxoacyl-[acyl-carrier protein] reductase
Exons: 2
Coding region: 1-894 (297 amino acids)
Molecular function (GO): oxidoreductase activity, acting on the CH-OH group of donors, NAD or NADP as acceptor
Source: RefSeq, a predicted model, not a curated record